AUGUUUCGACCAAUAGAUACGAAUCCCAUUCCUUUUAAUCGCCUAUUCACCAAGAGUGCCAACAACAUUCUGCUGACACCGAGGCAGAGAUGUGAGGCCAAAGAAUUGUUGCUGAAGAGUAAGAGCGCACAACUUCCGGACGACACAGAUUUGAACGAUCUGUGGAAUGUUUUGGAAAAGAAGAAGGAUGCUUCAGUGGAUACAGAGAAGUGGUUCAUCACCUACCCCAAGUUCCUCGAGGCUAAGCAAGAAGUUUGCCCCAAAGUCAGCCACUUCUUCACUGCACCCAUCUUUGCCAAACUCUCUCACGCCGAACGCAUGUCUCGUGUCAAUAUUCACGAUUUCUUCAACUUCGUCAAGAAAACC
Rodentolepis nana is the source of this 366-nucleotide messenger RNA. NCBI's taxonomy places the organism in Eukaryota, Metazoa, Platyhelminthes, Cestoda, Cyclophyllidea, Hymenolepididae. The record is from the annotation of a GenBank genome assembly.